AUGGAAGUGGUUAAGGACAUCACGGAGACGGCAGCCGUGGACCUGGGGGACCUCCUGGACGCCGGGGACGACGCCGUGGUGAUACUCGAGGCAGGCGACACGCGGCUGUUGGCGCACAGGGCCGUCCUGGCGGACAGGAGCCCUGUGUUCGCCGCCAUGUUCGGCCACGACACCCUCGAGGCCAGCAGCGGCGCGGUGAGCAUCCCGGACGUGGGGGGCCCGGUGCUGAGGCAGCUGGUCUCCUACCUGUACACCCAGCGGGCCCCCCAGCUGCCCGGCGCGGCCCCCCAGCUGCUGGCAGCAGCGGAUAAGUACGGGGUGUCGCGGCUGAAGGCGGAGUGCGAGCGGCAGGUGGCCGCUCAGCUGACCGUCGAGACCGCGGCGGCCGCGGCCGUACUCGCAGUCCGCCACUCCUGCAGUGACCUCAGGCGAACCGCCAUCGAAUUUAUUAAGGCACGUACCCACGAGGUGAUGGCCACUCAGGGGUGGACAGAUGCGAUGCUUCAUCAACCAAAAGACUUGGUCAAAGUGAGCCGGUUGCUGUACGAUCCACCACCACAAAGCAGCACACCAGCCGUCACCGCCACUACCGCCACUGCCACCACCACCACUGACGCCACCACCACCACCACCGCCACCACCACCACUGCCAACGCACCCCGCCAGACACCUGCUGCAGCUGCACUUCCCACAUCUCCUCCACCUGGAGAAGCCACUGUCUCUCGCAUGCGGAGCCUCUCUGCAGAGGAGAGGGGCAGGAGGCUGCUCCAGGCGGCUGAGGAGGGGGCAGUGGGGGAGCUGAGGGCGCUGAUCGCCGCAGGGGCUGACGUGGAGGCGAGGGGCGGGGGUGGGUGGACCGCCCUGCACUCGGCAGCAGACAGGGGAGACGUCGAGGCGGCGAGGCUGCUGGUGGGGGCGGGGGCGGCGGUGGACGCCAGGGAUGUGAUUGGGUGGACGCCGCUGCAUUACGCGGCACUCAAUGGCCGCGCAGAAGUGGCGGCUGCGCUGCUCGUCGCGGGGGCCGACAGGGGGGCCACAGCUGGUGGUGGGCUGACAGCGCUGGACCUCGCCAGGGUGUUCAACCACAGGCGGCUGGUGGAGAUGCUGUCAUGA
Schistocerca serialis cubense is the source of this 1113-nucleotide messenger RNA. RefSeq names its product ankyrin repeat and protein kinase domain-containing protein 1-like. Gene Ontology annotation, cellular component: cytoplasm. The record is from RefSeq and is a predicted model, not a curated record. NCBI's taxonomy places the organism in Eukaryota, Metazoa, Arthropoda, Insecta, Orthoptera, Acrididae. The transcript has 3 exons. Gene Ontology annotation, molecular function: ubiquitin protein ligase binding. Bases 1 to 1113 code for a protein of 370 amino acids. Gene Ontology annotation, biological process: regulation of proteolysis; proteasome-mediated ubiquitin-dependent protein catabolic process.